UAUAUAUAUAGUUUUAGAAAGAGAUUAUCUACAAGCAAAUUCUAAGGCCGAUUUCUGUUUGCUCGUUCAAAAUAGAGCUUCCAAAAUGAUCUGUUUUGCUUUCGGUACAACUACUGCUAGCCUUGCUUCUAAUGCUGUACAAUAUCGAAUUCUUGCCACCGCACCUUGUAAUCAGAUCGUGAUUAGGCGAUCAGGAAAGUACAAGCCCCCCAUAUGGGAAUUCGAUUAUAUUCAGUCCUUAAAUAGUGAAUACACGGGAGAGAGAUACAUAACAAGGGCUUCUGAGCUGAAGAUGCAAGUGAAGAUGAUGCUUGAUGAAACGAUGGAACCACUGGAACGGGUGGAAUUAAUUGAUAACUUGGAGAGGCUGGGAAUAUCUUACCAUUUCGAGGAUGAAAUUGAGCAUAUAUUGGCUUUCAGAAACAGAAAAUAUAGCAAAAAUAAUGAGCCAAAGAUCAAGGAUUUAUAUGCUACUGCUUUGGAAUUUAGACUACUAAGACAACAUGGCUUUAAUGUCUCUCAAGAUAGAUUUUAUAUCAAGAAUGAGAAGGGUGAUUUCAAGCCAAGCUCAUGUAAUGAUACAAAGGGAUUAUUACAACUGGAUGAAGCUUCUUUCUUGUCAAUAGAAGGUGAGAGUACUCUGGAAAUGGCAAGAGAAUUCACUAUCAAACAUCUCGAGGAUAAAAGUGUUGACGACAUUCAUUGUGAUCCAUUGGUGCACCAUGCCUUGGGGAUUCCACUGCACUGGACCAUACCUCAGGCUGAAGCAAGGUGGUUCAUAAACAAAUAUGACAAGAGCCCAGACAUGAAUCCAAUUCUUCUCCAACUUGCAAAACUGGAUUUCAACACAUUUCAAGCAAAAUAUCUUGAGGAACUAAAAUAUGUCUCCAGGUGGUGGAAGAGAACAUGCCUUGCCGAAAAGUUGCCAUUUGCUAGGGAUAGGCUGGUGGAAAGUUUCUUCUGGAGUAUUGGAGUACUAUUUGAACCACAAUAUGGAAUUUCUCCAAUAGAUGCAACCAAAGUAAAUAUUUUUAUUACAGUUACGGAUGAUAUAUAUGAUGUAUAUGGUACGUUAGAAGAAUUGGAACUUUUUACAUUCAUCAUUGAAAGAUGGGACGUCAAUGCAAUCGAGCAACUUCCAGAUUACAUGCAAAUUUUCUAUCUAGCACUCAACAACAUCGUCAAUGAAAUGGCUUACGGCGUUCUCAAAGAAAAAGGGAUCGUAAUUAUUCCAUAUUUAAGAAAAGUGUGGAUAGAUUUAUGCAAAGCAUACUUACAAGAGGCAAAAUGGUGCUUUAGUGGAUACACCCCAACAAUGGAAGAGUAUAUGGAAAAUGCAUUGAUUUCAAUAUCAGCUCAUGUAAUACUGUCAAAUUCUUUUUUCUCUGUUACCAAUCCAAUAGAGAAAGAAGCCAUUCAGUGCUUAGAGAAAGAUCCUGAUAUAGUUCGCUGGUCGGCUACGAUUUUAAGGCUUGCAGAUGAUUUAGCAACAUCAUCGGAUGAAUUGGAAAGAGGCGAUGUUCCUAAAUCAAUACAAUGUUACACGAAUGAAACUGGUGCUUCCGAAGAUGAGUCACGCAAACACAUAAGGUUUUUGAUAUGCGAGACUUGGAAAAAGAUUAACAAAGAUCGAGAUGCAAAUUGUCCAUUCUCACAAAAAUUCAUUGAAAUUGCAGUGAAUCUUGCUCGAAUGGCACAAUACAUGUACCAGUAUGGAGAUGGACAUGGAAUUCAAAAUCGUGAAACUAAAGAUCGCAUUUUAGCAUUAAUAUUUGAGCCCAUUCCCCUCAAGUAGAGUUCGAAAUUCAUUUGUGGUAGGAAUGUUGUUUUCACACUUGCAAGUUACACUGUAUAUUAACU
Messenger RNA from Olea europaea var. sylvestris, 1860 nucleotides. Its product is annotated as terpene synthase 10-like. Gene Ontology annotation, biological process: diterpenoid biosynthetic process. Bases 86 to 1795 code for a protein of 569 amino acids. NCBI's taxonomy places the organism in Eukaryota, Viridiplantae, Streptophyta, Magnoliopsida, Lamiales, Oleaceae. The transcript has 8 exons. The record is from RefSeq and is a predicted model, not a curated record. Gene Ontology annotation, molecular function: magnesium ion binding; terpene synthase activity.